UGGAAUGUUGUGGAAUUUAAUGGAUGAGUCAGACGCCUGCGACAGUGCGGCACAGUGCGGCAGGAUAAGGUAGAGGUCGCUGGGAAGAAGCACAAUUUAGACAGAGUUGAGAUUAUACUUUGCCACACCCUGCAGCCAUCUUGGUCCUCGCAAGACAACACUUGAUCUCGUUAAGCGGUGAAGAAAGCCUUUGCGAUGGAUCAAAUCACGCCAAAGGAGGUUAAAAUCCUGGAAAAUCCAGAGGAUAUAAAAGAGCGGAGAGAACAAGUGCUUGGUCGGUAUGCGAACUUCAAAUCUGAGGCCCGAAAUAAGCGUGACAAGCUCGAGGACUCCCGACGCUUUCAGUACUUUAAGCGUGAUGCGGAUGAACUUGAGGGAUGGAUUUAUGAGAAGCUUCAAGCUGCUUCGGAUGAAAGUUUUAAGGAUCCUACCAAUUUACAAGCAAAGAUACAAAAACACCAAGCAUUCGAAGCCGAGGUAGCAGCACAUUCCAAUGCCAUUGUGUUAUUAGAUAACACUGGUUCUGAAAUGAUCGCACAGCACCACUUUGCAAGUGACGUUAUUCGUAAAAGACUUGAGGAACUACAUCGUCUAUGGAAAUUACUCCUUUCAAGAUUAGCUGAUAAGGGAUUGAAACUGCAACAAGCAUUGGUUCUCGUUCAGUUCAUUCGUCACUGCGAUGAAGUCAUGUUUUGGAUCCACGACAAAGAAGCGUUUGUGACCACUGAUGAAUUUGGUCAUGACCUCGAACAUGUAGAAGUGCUGCAAAGAAAGUUCGAUGAGUUUCAGAAGGACAUGGCCAGUCAAGAGUACAGAGUAACGGAAGUAAAUGAAUUUGCGGAUAAACUUCUACUUGAUGGUCACCCAGAACGCGACACUAUCCUUCGCAGGAAAGAGGAACUUAAUGAAUCUUGGCAGCGACUGAAACAACUUGCAAUUCUUCGUCAGGAGAAAUUAUUUGGAGCUCAUGAAAUCCAAAGAUUUAAUCGAGAUGCCGAUGAAACAAUGGCUUGGAUUGCCGAGAAAGAUGUUGUUCUCUCUUCCGAUGACUUUGGUCGAGACCUUGCCAGUGUACAAACACUACAACGUAAACAUGAGGGAAUUGAACGUGACUUGGCAGCUUUGGAAGACAAAGUUGCUACUUUGAGCGCAGAAGCAGAUCGCCUUGCCGGUAUUCAUCAAACCGAUCAUUCGCAACAAAUUCAAACGAAGCGCGAUGAGAUUCUGCAAUCAUGGGAGAGUCUUACUGCUAAAGCAAAAGAACGCCGUCUCAAGCUUGAUGAAUCGUAUUAUCUUCAUCGCUUUUUAGCCGAUUACAGAGACUUAGUGUCAUGGAUGAAUGAUAUGCGUGCCAUCAUUUCAGCGGAUGAAUUGGCUAAAGAUGUUGCAGGUGCAGAAGCAUUGCUUGAAAGACAUCAGGAACACAAGGGAGAAAUUGACGCACGAGCUGACAGUUUUGAUGCUACGACUUUGGCAGGUAACCAACUUCUCGAAAGAAAACAUUAUGCUGCGGAUGAAGUAGCUCUGAAGUUAGAUUCCUUGGCUGAGGAUAAAUCAUCUCUUUUAACACUGUGGGAGAAAAGGCGCAUUCUGUAUGAGCAAUGCAUGGAUUUACAACUUUUCUACCGAGACACGGAGCAAGCAGAUGCCUGGAUGGCAAAACAGGAGGCAUUUUUAGCUAACGAAGAUUUGGGGGAUUCUUUGGACAGCGUAGAAGCUUUAAUUAAGAAACACGAAGACUUUGACAAAUCUCUUGCUGCCCAAGAAGAGAAAAUUAAAGCUUUGGACGAAUUCGCCGGAAAACUAAUCGAAGGAGAACACUAUGCAGCUGACGAUGUUGCCCAGCGACGUCAGUUAUUAUUGGAGAGAAGAGCUGUUCUUUUGGAGAAGUCGGCCCAGAGACGACAGCGAUUAGAAGAUGCAUACAAAUUGCAACAAUUUGAACGAGAUUGCGAUGAAACUAAGGGUUGGGUUAAUGAGAAACUAAAGUUUGCCACUGAUGACAGUUACUUAGAUCCCACCAAUCUUAACGGUAAAGUGCAGAAACACCAGAAUUUCGAGCAGGAACUCAAUGCCAACAAGACACGUAUGGAAGAAAUGGUAUCGACUGGGCAGAAACUUAUUGAGAGCGAUCACUAUGCCAGUGAUCGUAUUCGAGCGCGCACGGAUGAAAUUGUUGCACUUUGGAACAGCCUGGAUCAUGCAACUGAGAAGAAGGGUACAAAAUUGCAAGAAGCUUCGCAGCAACAACAGUUCAAUCGGACAGUUGAGGACAUCGAACUAUGGCUGUCCGAAGUUGAAGGACAGCUAAUGUCUGAAGAUUAUGGAAAAGAUUUGACCAGUGUUCAAAAUCUGCAAAAGAAGCAUGCUCUUUUGGAAGCUGACGUGGGAUCCCAUGCUGACCGAAUUGAGAGCAUUGCCCAAGCUGCCGAACAAUUUGUCAAAUCUGAACACUUUGAUGCUGAGAAUAUUAAGGCCAAACAGGAACAACUUCAAGGACGUUACUCGGCUCUUCAGCGACCGAUGAGCAUUCGGAAACAACGAUUGUUGGAUUCGUUACAGGUACAACAACUGUUUAGAGACAUCGAAGACGAAGAAGCAUGGAUCAGGGAAAAGGAACCUGUCGCAGCUAGCACUAAUCGUGGACGUGACCUUAUUGGAGUCCAGAACUUACAGAAGAAGCAUCAAGCAGUUUUGGCUGAAAUCAACAAUCACGAACCCAGAGUCGCUGCUGUAUGUCAGGCAGGAUCAAAAAUGUUACAAGACGGCCAUUUCGCAGCUGAAGAAAUCAGCCAAAGAUUGGCAGCUCUUGACGAGCAUUGGGGUCAACUCAAGGAAAAGGCUCGUCAACGUAAGAACGAUUUGGAUGAUUCCUUACAAGCUCAUCAAUACUUUGCAGAUGCCAACGAAGCAGAAUCCUGGAUGAAGGAAAAGCGUCCCAUUGUUAUGAAUGCAGAUUAUGGUAAAGAUGAAGACAGCUCGGAAGCUCUGUUGAAAAAACACGAAGCUCUGGUUAGUGAUCUUGAAGCAUUUGCUAGUACAAUUGCAGCCUUGAGAGAGCAAGCUGCAGCUUGCAGGCAACAGGAGACACCAACUGUGGAUAUUGCAGGUAAAGAAUGCGUUGUUGCUCUUUAUGACUAUGCCGAGAAGUCACCUAGGGAGGUUUCCAUGAAGAAGGGUGACACGCUGACUCUCUUGAAUUCCAACAAUAAAGACUGGUGGAAAGUAGAAGUAAACGAUAGGCAAGGCUUCGUACCUGCAGCUUACGUCAAACGAGUCGAACCUGAAGCAGGGCUUACUACUUCGCAACAAAAUCUGGCUAGAGAACAGAGUUCCAUUGCCGCAAGACAAGCUCAAAUCCAAGCCCAAUAUGAUGAUCUUUUAUAUCUGGCACGAGAACGUCAAAAUAAGCUCAAUGAAACUGCGAAGGCUUAUGUGUUGGUGAGAGAAGCUGCAGAGUUGGCUACGUGGAUCAAGGACAAGGAAAACCAUGCUCAGGUUCAAGACGUUGGAGAGGACUUGGAGCAAGUGGAAGUAAUGCAAAAGAAGUUUGACGACUUCCAGGCUGAUCUCAAGGCCAAUGAAGUGCGUCUUGCUGAAAUGAAUGAGAUCGCAGUGCAGUUGAUGAGUCUGGGACAGACCGAGGCAGCUGUGAAAAUUCAAACCCAAAUCCAGGAUCUUAACGAGAAGUGGUCCAGUCUUCAAACUCUUACUGCCGAACGUGCAAGUCAGUUAGGUUCUGCCCAUGAAGUACAACGGUUUCAUAGAGACGUUGAUGAAACUAAGGACUGGAUCCGUGAGAAAGAUGCAGCUCUUAAUAAUGAUGAUCUUGGCAAAGACUUGCGCAGCGUACAGGCUCUGCAACGUAAACACGAAGGUCUCGAAAGAGAUCUUGCUGCCUUAGGAGAUAAGAUCAAGCAACUGGAUGAAACAGCUAAUCGGUUGAUGCAGUCUCAUCCUGACACUGCCGAACAAACUUAUGCUAAGCAAAAGGAAAUCAACGAAGAGUGGACUCAGCUGACCGCCAAGGCCAACAGCAGAAAGGAAAAAUUACUCGAUUCUUAUGACCUGCAACGUUUCUUGAGUGACUACCGUGAUCUGAUGGCAUGGAUCAACUCGAUGAUGGGACUUGUGGCUUCCGAGGAACUUGCAUCCGAUGUGACAGGUGCCGAAGCGUUGCUCGAACGUCAUCAGGAACACCGAAUGGAGAUCGAUGCUCGAGCUGGCACCUUCCAGGCCUUCGAAUUGUUUGGCCAGCAGCUCCUGCAGUCGAGUCAUUAUGCUAGCGUAGAAAUUCAAGAGAAACUUGAAUCAAUGGCCGAGGCACGCCAGGAAUUGGAAAAAGCAUGGAUACAACGUAGAAUGCAGCUGGACCAAAAUUUGGAGCUGCAAUUGUUCUGCAGAGACUGUGAGCAAGCUGAAAAUUGGAUGAGUGCAAGAGAAGCGUUCCUGAGCAGCGCAGAUGCUGUCGAUAGCACCGACAACGUGGAGGCUCUUAUUAAAAAACACGAGGACUUCGACAAAGCAAUCAAUGCUCAUGAGGAAAAAAUUGCAGCCUUGCAAACUCUCGCCGAUCAGCUGAUCGCUGCCGAGCACUACGCUGCAAAGCCCAUCGACGAGAGACGAUGUCAAGUGCUGGACCGAUGGAGACAUCUCAAGGAUGCUCUCAUCGAGAAGAGAUCCAAGUUGGGCGAGUCGCAGACUCUGCAACAGUUCUCCAGGGAUGCCGACGAGAUGGAGAACUGGAUCGCGGAGAAGUUGCAGCUGGCGACAGAAGAGAGUUACAAAGAUCCGGCAAACAUCCAAUCGAAGCACCAGAAGCACCAAGCCUUCGAAGCGGAGCUCGCAGCGAACGCUGACAGAAUUCAGUCCGUCCUUGCCAUGGGAGGAAACUUGAUAGAAAAGCAUCAAUGUGCCGGAUCGGAAGAUGCAGUUCAAGCUAGACUGGCAUCCAUCGCUGACCAGUGGGAGUACCUUACCCAGAAGACAACCGAGAAGUCUAUGAAACUGAAGGAGGCCAACAAGCAGCGCACCUAUAUCGCAGCUGUGAAGGACCUGGACUUCUGGCUUGGUGAGGUGGAAAGUCUCUUGACCUCCGAGGAUGCUGGCAAAGAUUUAGCCUCCGUGCAGAACCUGAUGAAGAAGCAUCAGCUGGUGGAAGCUGACAUUCAAGCGCACGAGGAGAGGAUCAAAGACAUGAACGCUCAGGCUGAUUCGUUGAUCGAAAGUGGACAGUUCGAUGCUGCUGGUAUACAGGAGAAGCGUCAGAGUAUCAACGAACGAUAUGAAAGAAUCAAAAACUUGGCAGCACAUCGCCAGGCUAGACUGAACGAGGCAAACACCUUGCAUCAGUUCUUCCGUGACAUCGCCGACGAAGAGUCUUGGAUCAAGGAAAAGAAGCUUCUCGUUGGGUCUGACGAUUACGGCCGCGAUCUGACCGGAGUGCAGAACCUGAAGAAGAAGCAUAAGAGGUUGGAAGCUGAACUCGGCAGUCACGAGCCAGCUAUACAGGCGGUCCAAGAAGCGGGUGAAAAACUGAUGGACGUUUCGAACCUGGGAGUACCUGAAAUCGAGCAACGCCUGAAGCUUCUAAACCAAGCUUGGGCCGAGUUGAAGCAAUUGGCAGCUAACAGAGGGCAGAAACUCGAGGAGUCUUUGACCUACCAGCAGUUCCUCGCCAAGGUGGAAGAAGAGGAAGCCUGGAUCACGGAAAAACAGCAGCUCCUUUCGGUUGAGGACUAUGGCGACACCAUGGCAGCUGUUCAGGGGUUGUUGAAAAAGCAUGACGCCUUCGAGACCGAUUUCGCGGCACAUGGAGAACGCUGCAAGGACAUUUGCAAUGCUGGCGAAGCUCUCAUUCAGGCUGGCAAUCAUCGCGCCGACUCGAUCGGCCAACGAUGCUCCCAGCUGCGCAACAAGCUUGAACAGCUGGGCGCACUUGCAGCUAGAAGGAAGACAAGACUGAACGACAAUUCCGCUUAUCUACAGUUCAUGUGGAAGGCUGAUGUUGUGGAGUCCUGGAUCGCUGAUAAGGAGACACAUGUUCGUUCCGAGGAGUUUGGAAGGGAUCUCUCUACUGUGCAGACUUUGCUCACCAAGCAGGAGACUUUUGAUGCAGGACUUCAUGCUUUUGAGCAUGAGGGCAUUCAGAAUAUCACCACCUUGAAGGAGAUGCUCGUUGGCUCUGGUCAUGAUCAAACUGCCAGUAUCCAGAAACGCCAUGGUGAUGUCAUCGCUCGGUGGCAGAAGCUCCUUGCAGAUUCGCACUCCAGGAAGCAACGCCUUCUACGUAUGCAGGAUCAGUUCAGACAGAUCGAGGAGCUGUAUCUUACCUUCGCCAAGAAGGCCUCGGCUUUUAAUUCCUGGUUUGAGAAUGCUGAAGAGGAUUUGACAGAUCCAGUACGGUGCAACAGCAUCGAGGAGAUCCGUGCUCUUCGUGAAGCCCAUGCCCAAUUCCAAGCUAGUUUGUCUUCUGCUGAGGCUGACUUCCAGGCCCUCGCUGCUCUUGACAGGCAGAUUAAGAACUUCAACGUCGGGCCCAAUCCUUACACUUGGUUCACUAUGGAGGCACUCGAAGAUACCUGGAGGAACCUGCAGAAGAUCAUCAAGGAACGCGACGUCGAACUUGCUAAGGAGGCGCAACGACAGGAAGAGAACGACAAGUUGAGGAAGGAGUUCGCUAAACAUGCCAAUGCAUUCCAUCAGUGGCUAGCGGAGACGAGAACGUCUAUGAUGGAGGGCUCUGGAUCGCUCGAGCAGCAGUUGGAAGCCACAAAGCGAAAAACUCAAGAGGUACGAGCUCGCCGUCAAGACUUGAAGAAGAUCGAAGAUCUGGGUGCGAUCCUCGAGGAGCACUUAAUCUUGGACAAUCGGUACACCGAACACAGUACAGUUGGCCUGGCUCAACAAUGGGAUCAGCUGGAUCAGUUAGGCAUGCGGAUGCAACAUAACUUGGAACAACAAAUUCAAGCUCGCAACCAGUCGGGAGUGUCCGAAGAUGCGCUCAAGGAGUUCUCGAUGAUGUUCAAACACUUCGACAAGGACAAGAGUGGCCGGCUCAAUCACCAAGAAUUCAAAUCCUGCCUGAGAGCACUCGGUUACGACCUACCAAUGGUGGAGGAAGGACAACCCGAUCCAGAAUUCGAAAACAUUCUCGAUAUCGUCGAUCCGAACCGAGACGGAUACGUGUCCUUGCAAGAGUACAUGGCGUUUAUGAUAAGCAAAGAAACAGAAAAUGUCCAGAGCUCCGAGGAGAUAGAAAAUGCUUUCAGAGCAAUUACAGCUGCCGAUCGACCUUACGUUACGAAGGAUGAACUUUAUGCGAACCUCACCAAGGAAAUGGCCGAUUAUUGUGUAGCUAGAAUGAAGCCUUACGUCGACCCGAAAACCGAGCGAGCGAUUACGGGAGCGCUGGACUAUAUCGAAUUUACUCGCACUCUAUUCCAAAAUUAA
Messenger RNA from Orussus abietinus, 7452 nucleotides. It is a transcript of the gene alpha-Spec, whose product is annotated as spectrin alpha chain. Lineage: Eukaryota; Metazoa; Arthropoda; Insecta; Hymenoptera; Orussidae. The transcript has 9 exons. The record is from RefSeq and is a predicted model, not a curated record. Gene Ontology annotation, cellular component: plasma membrane; cortical actin cytoskeleton; cell projection. Gene Ontology annotation, biological process: actin cytoskeleton organization. Bases 196 to 7452 code for a protein of 2418 amino acids. Gene Ontology annotation, molecular function: actin filament binding; calcium ion binding.